Physcomitrium patens is the source of this 1971-nucleotide messenger RNA. The record is from RefSeq and is a predicted model, not a curated record. Lineage: Eukaryota; Viridiplantae; Streptophyta; Bryopsida; Funariales; Funariaceae.
UUCCAUAUAUCGCGUUUCUUCUGCUCAAUUCUCCUAGUCUGUCUUAGACUGCAAUUGUCUCUUCCACAUUUCCCUCAUCCUGCAUUGAAUUAGUUAUUGGGUGCUGUAUGUAUGGUUGUGGGUUGCACCUCUCCACCAGGGCUUGAGUUGGUGCGAUCGUCGCACUUAGUUGUUUGAUUCUCCCCCUUCUGGCCAAUUCUUUCGGUGGUGGAAGUUAGGAUUGACCGUUGUUGACUAGUCUGGUUUUUGAUGUUUUAGUAAUUGGUCUUUUUAGGGGUGUGUCGGUUGCGUAAGGUUUUAAGCGACAGUGUCUUUGGUACGCUGUUGGAACACGUAGAAGCAUGUUCUUGCUUGGUGUUUGGGAGUCGUGAAGUGGAGGGGGAGUUGUCGGUUGUUUGAAAUUUGAGUAGUGACCAAUUCAGGUAAGGACGGUAGGUUUCCAAUGACAUUGAGAGGGUUCUGAGGUGGGUGGUUCUGCUACUUAUGGGCUGUCUCGUGUUUCGUGCGCACAGGUCUAAUCAGUGUUCGUCUGCGGAGGACUGGGUUGAGGGGGAUAUGACUUCCGGGGGAGGCAACGGUAAUGGCAAUCGCCGGGGCGGUGGAGGAGGGUUUGGAGGUUUCGGGAACUUUCCGGAUCCCUUUGCGAAUUUUGGCAUGGGUUUCGGAGGAGGAGGAUCGCGAGGAAGGAGUAUUUUUGACGUCUUCGAUAACGAUCCCUUCUUCAACGACCCCUUUUUCACGAGGCCGUUUGGGAGCGCUUUCGGUGGCCAGGGAUUGUUUGGCGGGCCUCAAGGACUCCUUGGCAACCCCUUUUUUCAGAAUCAGCCACCUGCUCGUCCUCGCGCUCCUGCUGCUGGGUACAUUGAAGAUCGACCACGUAGUCCUCCUCAAGUUCACCAGCAGGACCCUAUUAUAGAGGAACUUUCAGAGUCUGAUUCGGAUCCAGAUGCUCAACCUCAGGCGUCUUCUCGCUCAGGCCAGCAACCCAUAAUCGAACACCCUGACGACGACGUAAGGCCAGCAGAACCACAGGAUCGGUCUCGCCCGUUCCAGAAUGUCGUUAGAGCUGGACCCCUUCCAGUGCUGAAUAAUAGUGGUGGCCGCUCGUAUAGUUUCCGGAGCUCUUCUGUCACAUAUGGAGGGCCUAACGGUACUUAUUACUCGUCCUCUGCUGCCAGGCGCAUGGGUCCAGACGGAGUAGUAGAGGAAGAGUUUGAAGAAAAAGAUUCUACAACUGGCGAGGAAGUAAAACGAAUUUCCAGGGGACUUGGUGUUAAGGGACGUUCAAUUACACGUAAACGCACUUCCGAGGGGCGCGAACAGACAAUGCAAACACUUCACAACCUAGAAGAAGAUGAAUUACCGACAUUUGACCAAACUUGGGAAGACCGGGCAAAAGCCCUGCCACAGUGGAAUAGAAAUCGACCACAUACAGUUGAUGCUCCUCGUGGUUAUCAAGUGCCUGUCGACAAUUUUGGCUCCACAAGUCGUUCUCGUAUUGGUCUUCCAGGAAGCAGCUCAUCACAAGGGGGACGGCAGUCGAAAUAAGUCGGGAAGUCGAUAAUAGUCUUUUAAAAUACUUUGGAAUCAAGCGCCAUGAGUUUUAUUUCUUAGUAUUUGGACACAAAUUUUCUGGUAUCUUGGUACAUCACAUUGUUUAGAUCCUCUUGUACAGGAAGAAUUUGGCGUAUAAUGCUUACUCCUAAAAAAUCACCAUCAAAAUGUGAUCAGAAGGCCUUUCAAUGGUUGAAUGUGGGUGUGUAGCUACUGAUAUUUGGUCUAGUAUUGUUUCAUCGUUUGUCCUUAGAAUUUAGUUUGAAGGAACUGCAGAGACCAUUAUAGCACCCCCGUUCUUACAUACACUGAUUUUGCAUGAUGCAUUAAAUAUAACGCAAGCUACCCAUGCUUGCAUAAACUGCUGGAGCCUUGUUUCAAAGGUAUUUUAAUAGGAUCUAUACCAUGUUUCAAAUA